Ostrea edulis (European flat oyster) is the source of this 2745-nucleotide messenger RNA. RefSeq lists its product as uncharacterized. The coding region runs from base 67 to 441 and encodes 124 amino acids. Lineage: Eukaryota; Metazoa; Mollusca; Bivalvia; Ostreida; Ostreidae. The record is from RefSeq and is a predicted model, not a curated record. The transcript has 6 exons.
CUCGGUAAUGCAUUAUAUGUUGCGAUAAGGAAGUGCUAAAACAAUAUUUGAUCCAGGGCAUGAAACAUGAGGAACAUACUAGUGAUUUUCUGCUUCAUAUAUGGAGAAUUUACUUUGUUGAGCAUGACGUAUACAGAUAUUUGUUCUGUUUGUGUGACCAAUGACGAUGAUUAUUACCAUGGUGAUGAUGAUUAUAGUGGUGACUAUACAUGUGAAACGUGUGACAAAAUACACAGAGUGAAAGAUCGGUUUUGUCGUAGAUGGCGUACUACACCUACUUGUCCCGAUUCAUCUACAAACAUUCCUACUACGUCAGAUCGUGUACCAUGUCCAACGCCGACUCUUACAAAUGGAAUUUCUGAUGAAGGGACUGCAGUGUUAACCUGCUCUUCCAAUAAAGAGAACUCCGUGGGAUCUAUCGUGGGAGCGGGUAUAGGAUGAGCUGUAUUCGCAGCUGGUGUUACUGUCUUGGUUUUCGUUUGUGGUUGUCAGAGAAGAGAGCGAUUACAGAAGAGGUAUAUAGUUUUAGUAUGUUUUAACUCACCUGAGCCACAGCCUCAAGAGAACAUUUCCCAAGUAAGUUUUUAUUCAAUCGGAAAAAUGUUAUUGAGGCAAUUAUAAAAGCAGGAAAUUACUGUUUGUCCUUUUAUAAUUCAAUAUUUAUUAGAUUCAGGGGCGGAUGCAGGAAUUGCGGUUACGGGGGAAGCCACUUUAUGAGACAGUGGGUAUUGGGGCCGCCUUGAGGAAGCUCCUGGAAUAUACAGAUUUUAUAGGGCUUGAAAUAUGACUUCUAUUUAAGUCAUUUGUCCUAUUUUCUAUCAUCUUUAAUAAAAUGAAAUUAGUAAAAUGACGCAAAUUUUAAGGGUUUUCUUGAAACCAUUAAGUUCUCCCAAUAAAGUAAUUCAAGAAAUCAAAAUAUUUUUGUCAUUUAUUUCUCCAAUAGUGGAAGAAAUGAUUGCUUCUUUUAUCGUUUAGUACAUUUUUCUAAACAAGAUAUCACGAUUUUCCUUAAAUUUGAAAAUUUAAAUCUGCCACUGAGAUUGAUUAUAUGUGUAGUAGAUAAAGGCUUUAGAUGACUUCUUUUCUAAUGAUUACAAACUAAAAUUGCUAUUCUUUGCUAUAUUAGUGCAAAUCUGAAUAGAUGCUGUCAAAAAAGUAAGACCCACAGGCAAGUGUUUCCCUUUAGAUAUACUAAUAUUCGUUGUAUAUGUGUAACUAGGUUGGUUGGCUGGUUGGUUGAUUAUAUAUUGUUUAAUGUCCGGUUCGACAAAUUUUCACUCAUAUUGUAGUGCCCGGCAGCCAAAAGUUUUAUUUUCGGUCGGCUUGGUUUUUAUAUUAGUGUGUCCUUGUUUGCUUUCCACACUUUCGCGGUGAAAGUUUUAACAACAUAUUUGCUACUCUGUCCCCUCCUAUGGAGUCAGUAAAUUGUUGUUUACUUAUACAUGUGUAAUUUACACCUUUAAGCACUGUCUAUUGUUGAUGAUGUUUUGUUGCCUCGUGUUAUCGCACAAUAUGGCGCGCAGCACAGAACAUAAUUUUUCUUACUUAGUUUGUAACUGUGUUUCUUUUUGUUUGUAGUGUUUUACCCUCUUCCAAAAGGAGUGUUUUUCUUCAAUAAAGACUGUAACUGAAUGCAUAUAGAGAAACCACCAUUGCUGGUGAAAGGCAAAAUUUAGGCCUAUGAUCGGCGCAAGUCGCUUACUGUCUUUAAGCAGGAAGGGAUCUUUAUCGUGCCACACCUGCUGUCACACGAGGCCUCAGUUUUGCGGUUUUAUCUGAAGGACCGCCUCAUUUAGUAUCCUCUUUCGAAAAAACAAGGGAUACUGGGUAUCUAUUCUAACCCAGAUCCCCAAUAAUUACCAUAUAACAUAUCCUGUGCCAUAUGAUUAUAUUCUUGCUGCAAAUAUCAAGAUGCAUUGAGUAUUUUGUUGGUCAUGUGUCAUGGGAGUCAUCCUAAACCCCAUUUCGUAAUGGUUGAAAUAUAUUUAAAACAUUUGAGGUCCCGGUACCUAAACCAUAUCAUUACAUUCCUGCUGCAUAUAUCACGAUGCAUUGAUUAUUCUGAUGGGAGAGUGCCUCGGAGUCAUCCCAACUCCUAUCAUUUUUUGAUAGUUCAAAUAUUUUUAUUAAAAUGGUUGACACUCUAACUGCCAUAAUUUUUUUGAUAGUUCAAAUCAGGGUAGAGAUAACUCCUUUGACCAAUGGAAGGGGGGGGGGUGAUUUCAUUUUUAUUCAGUACGAGUGCAUACUGUAAACGAAAUCCUCAUCUCCCACGAUGUUGAAAUAACAUUUUUCUCGAGCGCUUGUGCACAUCCACCAUAAAUGUCACUCUCUCCUGAAUAUGCAUUAAAAAUCACCGUUUCCCUUACACUGAUUAGACCAGUACUCCCUUAAUACCAGUGUAUGAUUUGUCGAAAUUGUCAAUUAUUUUUAUUUUUCAUAGUUUAUCAUACACAUGUACAAGUAAGACGAAAAUACUCUAAUGCACCAUUAGGCAUAAUAAUGCGAACGUUUCUUAAAAUAAUCCGCAAGUAUCUUCGCGAUUUUGUUGAUACUCAUCAACCCCGGGAUCGGGACCGGAAUGUACUUUUCGUUUUACACUGGAAUAUAUUGGACAAUUAUAUUACACAAACUCAAGAACCUGAAUUCUACAAUUUGUCAUUCUAAGAUUUUUUUUAUAACUGUACCCUGUUUGAAGUAAGUUAGAUUCAAGUUUGUUCAUGCCAUAAUUCUUGGUGUCAGAGA